UCGGCGAGAGCGCACACAUUCCUAUUGUCCAAGAUGGCGGCGUAGGCGCAGACGCUACGAGGCGGACAUGUUUCUGAACCGAGUUUUCGCUCUUAUUCCGACGUGUACGCGGUGGUUCAACGUGCGGCCCGGCAGCGCUUCUUCUCCCAGGCCGGAUUCCCGUCGCAGGCGCAGAAAAGUUUGAUCCCCGUCGCCCUCCGUUCGUGAAGAUGAAGCGGCAGGCCGGGAGGGAGGCGAGUCCGUCCAGGGCCGCCGGGAAGCGGGUCCGGGAGCGUGAGCGGGAGAGCGCGCGGAGAGAGGAGCCGCAUCCCCCGGCCGCUCCCCCUCCUCCGCUGGCUCUGCUGCUGGCGGAGAGCCGGGGCUACCACCACCACCGCCGGAGGAGCCGCAGCAGGGAGCGCGAGAAGCCGCGGCUCCGGGAGGAGCGGGCGGCCGCGCUGGAGCUCCACCACCGACACGAGCUCAGCCUCCUCGGCCGCGCGCCGCCGCAGCCGCCGCCGCUGCGCGCCUCCGCCGCGGCCCAGCUGCCCGCAGCCAGACCCGGGACCCUGGAGUACAAGACGCUGCUCAUCAGCAACCUGGGCUCGCAGGUCUCGGACGAGGACGUGGAGGACGCGCUGUUCCACGAGUUCAAGAAGUUCGGGGACGUCAGCGUGAAGCUGUCGCACACGCCGGAGCUGGGCCGCAUCGCCUACGUGAACUUCCGGCACCCGGAGGACGCCAAGGAGGCCCGGCACGCCAAGUCCUCCAGGUUGGUGCUCGGGGACCGGCAGCUCAAGAUCGAGCCCAUGUACGUGAGGAGGCGGAGCGUGACGCCGCCGGACGCCGGGUACCUGGCCCUGCACGCGCCGUACCCGUACCGGCAGCGCUCCCUCUCCCCGCCGGGGCCCGGUGUGAGCAACAUCCGGGACAUCAGGGCCCGGCAUUACGCCCUGGAGACCCUGGGGCUCAGCAGGGAGAGGGAGCGGCUUUUGGAUUAUUAUGGCAUGCUGGACGAGAGGGGUCGGCCUUACGGGUUCCCCCCCAUGCCGGUGGUGGAGGACCUGAAACCCGAGGACGACCAGAGGGCCACCAGCAACCUUUUUAUCGGGAACCUGGACGGCAACGUGACGGAGGCGGAACUGAGGAGGGGCUUUGACAAGUACGGGGUCAUCGAGGACGUGGUGAUCAAACGGCCGGCCCGCGGACAGGGGGGCGCCUACGCCUUCGUGAAGUUCCAGAACCUGGACAUGGCCCACCGGGCCAAAGUGGCCAUGCAGGGCCGGCUGAUGGGGGGCAACCCAAUAAAGAUCGGCUACGGGAAGGCCAACCCCACCACGCGGCUCUGGGUCGGCGGUCUCGGGACCGGGAACUCCCUCGCCACCCUCGCCCGGGAGUUCGAUCGCUUCGGAAGCAUACGGAACAUCGACUACGUGAAGGGGGACAGCUUCGCCUACAUCCAGUACGAGAGCUUGGACGCCUCCCAAGCCGCCUGCACCCAGAUGAGGGGGUUCCCUUUGGGUCUGCCCGAGCGCCGCCUGAGGGUGGACUUUGCUAAAGUCGAGGAGAGCCCCUCGCGGCCGUUCCCCCCCGGUUACCAGCCCCCGGUGGUGGCCCCCUCCCACUAUGACCUCCCCGUGGAGGCCUUCAGCCGCCAUCGCAGCCUGGAGCGCGAGCUGAGGGGCGCCAGGGACCGCUCGACCCCGCCGCCGCCGCCCCCGCCGCCGCCCUCUCACGGCCUCCUCACCCAGAGGGAGCGGGCGCUGCUGGAGAGGGACUACCCCGCCAGCCCCACCCGCAGCCUGGAGCGGCGGCCGGGGGGGGUGGAGGCGUUCGGGCGGAGAGCGGCGAGGAGCCGCAGCCGGAGCCGGGAGCGUUGGCUGAAGGAGAGGGACGAGCGGCGGAGCAAGAGGCGGAGCCGGAGCGCGUCGACCGACCGGCCGGCGGAGGAGAGGGAGCGCGAGCGGGAGAAGGAGAGGGGGAGGUCGAGGGUUCGAGGCCAGGCGGGCGCCGUCUCCCCGGACGCGAGCCCGGACCGAGCGCGGGUUCGCGCUCCCGACUCCACCACCGAGCCCAGAGACCACACCCCCGAGAACGGAGGCGGCGGGCGACACUCUGCCGCCAACGAAGACGACGCCCCGCCCGGCCGCCACCACGGCAAAAGGUCCGCCGAGCACCUCAACAACCACCACCAUCGGAACAGCGAGGUCGUCGUCGCCGCCGCCGCCGCCGUCAACAACGCCGCCGCCGCCGCCUCCUCCCCGGCGACCGACACCUCCUCCUCUCCCGGCACGCUCUCCGAGUUCGCCCAGGCCUCGCUCGCCAAAUCGUGGCACGGCUUCUUCGCCCUCAAGAACAGCAGCUUCCCCGCCAACCUGUACAUGCUGGAGGGCGGCGCGGCGUUCUUCAGCGCCGUGAUGAAGGACACGAUGAAGCAGCAGAACCAGCCGGGCCGGCUGAAGAUCGCCCAGCGGCUCCGCAUGGACCAGACGCGGCUGGACGAGGUGUCGCGCCGCGUGAAGCUCGGGCGCCCCGACGGGUUCGCCGUCCUGCUCGCCCUGCAGGGCCCCAUCGACCGCGGGGCCGCCGCCCCCGAGCCGGGGCUGCAGGCCCGCCUGCUGCGCCACCUGGUGACCUACCUGCGCAACAAGGAGGCGGCCGGCGUCGUGAGCCUGCCGGGCGCCAAAGAAGGCGGCCCCGGCGCCAUGCUGUACGCCUUCCCCCCCGGCGUGUUCUCGCAGCAGUACCUGCAGGCGGCCAAGAGGACUGUGGGUAAUCUGGACGAGGAGCACAUGGUGGUCGUGAUCGUCAACGACACUAACUGACCCCCAGAGGUCGCCCGGACGCUUCGCACGCGGCUACGAGUACUUCCACGUUGUUGUUGUUUUCUUCUUAGGAAAUAUGCGUUUUAAGGGUUUUUAUUCCGCCUCUUUUUAAAUGAAAUGCAUCAAAGGACACUACGUCUGUUUUAAUACUUUAUAUCUCAUUUACAGGUAAUGAUUCACGUCGUUUUCCUGACACCCGCACAGCGCCGUGGCUUUUAUACAACACUAAGAACCUUUCAGCGCUCCGUUUCCUUUUCCCUGUUUUGUAUUAUUUGUCAUCAGGAGAUACCAAGUUGUGUACAUCAAUAUUUACUCUGAGGUUUUUAUACACAGUGAUUGUACUGUAAGGGGGGGGAGGGGGGGGGGGGGGGGUACAUUUUAACAUAGCUAGCUGUGUUUAUUUUACAUGUGAACCAUUCCAGUUGUUUUUGGUCUGAAAGGGGCGAGUGUGUCUCUGGUGCCACUGGUUUGGGUUUCAUAACGUCUCCUCACUUUCAUCCAUCCAGGCUCCUUUUUAAAUGUGUUAUUUUCAUCGCGUCUUUAAAGGUGUGUCUGAGUGACGGUGUAGUAAUUAGUUAAUUAGUUAAUUAAUUACUCCAGCUGACGGAGCAAAGGACGUUCACCUCUUCACUGAAGCUGCUUCCUAAAGUCUGAAGCCGCGUUCACAUAACUGGUAUUGAUUCCUUUGGGUGUAGAAUACGUCUACUGAGGUUUUAAUACACUUUAAAACAUCAAAACUCCUUUUUGAGGUUUACAAUAAAAAUGUUUUAAAGUGUAUUAAUACCUCAUCUCCACCCUUUUGGGUAUUAAGUGUAUUAAUACACUUUAAAACAUUUAAUACACUUUGAAACAAUCACCUUUUUGUUCUUUGUCAUUUCAAACCCAAAAGUGUCCAGAUGAACGUCCUCCAGCUCUUCAGCGUCAACAUGUUUGUGUCAAGACAGUAUUUUAGAGACGACAACAACAACAACAACAACUCCUCCCAGCCAGACGUGGUGACAACCGAAUGAAUGUUUGUGGUUCGUAGACGUGAAGCUUCACGUCGUCCGGGUGGUUUUUAUGAGAUGUUGUUUACUACGUUUAUUGUUUCUGUUUUGGUUCUUCUACAAAAAGCCGGGUCGGUUCUGUGGGAACUGAAAGUGAAUCAGAUUUUAAGAGUGUAGUUUGUUCUGUUCAGUGAUGGAAAGAAUAAAAGAAUCCAACUGAAGUUAAA
This is a messenger RNA of Cyclopterus lumpus (lumpfish), 4017 nucleotides long. It is a transcript of the gene rbm15b, whose product is annotated as RNA binding motif protein 15B. NCBI's taxonomy places the organism in Eukaryota, Metazoa, Chordata, Actinopteri, Perciformes, Cyclopteridae. Gene Ontology annotation, biological process: regulation of alternative mRNA splicing, via spliceosome. The transcript has 2 exons. Gene Ontology annotation, molecular function: mRNA binding. The record is from RefSeq and is a predicted model, not a curated record. Bases 210 to 2804 code for a protein of 864 amino acids. Gene Ontology annotation, cellular component: nucleus.